AUGGAGGCGGCUGGCAGCUGGGCGCUGCUGCUGCUGCUGCUCCUGCUGCUGCUGCUGCUGACGCUGGCGCUGCCCCGGGUGCCAAGCUACCUGCCCCCGGGACCCAGGCCGCUGCCGCUGCUGGGAAACCUGCUUCAGCUCCGUCCCGGGAGGCUGUACCCCGGGCUUCUGCGGCUGAGCGAGAAAUACGGGCCGGUGUUCACCGUGCACCUGGGCCCCUGGCGGCGCGUGGUGGUCCUGGUGGGGCAUGAGGCCGUGCAGGAGGCCCUGGGAGGUCAAGCUGAGGAUUUUGCUGGGCGGGGAGCACUGGUGACGCUGGACCCGACUUUUGAUGGCCAUGGGGUCUUCUUUGCCAAUGGGGAGCGGUGGCGGCAGCUGAGGCGGUUCACCACGCUGGCCCUGCGGGAUGUGGGCAUGGGAAAGCGAGAAGGCGAGGAGUUGAUCCAGGCAGAGGCCCAGAACCUGGUGGAGGAACUGCUGAAGACCCAAGGACGUCCCUUUGACCCCUCCCUGCUGCUGGGCCAGGCCACCUCCAACAUUGCCUGUUCCCUCCUCUUCGGCUUCCGCAUGCCUUACGACGAUGAAGAGUUCCAGGCUGUGGUGAGGGCGGCUGCGGGUACCCUGAGGGGGACCAGCUCCCCGUGGGCCCAGACCUACGAGAUGUUCUCCUGGUUCCUGCGGCCCCUGCCCAGCCCCCAGACACAGCUGCUCCUCCGCCACCUGGGCACCCUGGCUGCCUUCACCGUGCGGCAGGUGCGCCGGCACCAGGAGGGCCUGGACGCCACAGGCCCCGCCCGUGACGUUGUGGAUGCCUUCCUGCUGAAGAUGGCCCAGGAGGAGCGAGACCGAAACACAGAAUUCACGGAGAAGAACCUGCUGAUGACCGUCACUUACCUGCUGUUUUCUGGCUCGUCCACGGUCAGCGCCACCAUCUGCUAUGCCCUGCUCCUGCUGCUGAAGUUCCCUCAGGUUCACAAGCGUGUGCAAGAAGAGCUGACGCGGGAGCUGGGCGCAGGCCGGGCACCAGGCCUGGCGGACCGUGCCCGUCUCCCCUACACCGAUGCUGUACUACACGAAGCCCAGCGGCUGCUGGCGCUGUUGCCCAUGGGCGUGCCCCGUGCGCUCACGCGAACCACCUGCUUCCGAGGGUACACCCUGCCGCAGGGCACGGAGGUCUUCCCCCUCCUUGGCUCUGUCCUGCAGGACCCCACGGUCUUUGAGCAGCCGGAACAGUUCAACCCUGACCGCUUCCUGGAUGACGAGGGACGGUUCCGGAAGCACGAGGCAUUCUUGCCCUUCUCCCUAGGUAAGCGUGUGUGCCUCGGCGAAGGCCUGGCCCGUGCAGAGCUCUUCCUGCUGUUCACGGCCAUCCUUCAGGCGUUCUCCCUGGACAGCCCGUGCCCGCCGACAGCGCUCAGCCUCCAGCCUGCUGUCAGCGGCCUCUUCAAUGUCCCCUCCACCUUCCAGCUGCAAGUGCGGCCCCGCUGA
Molecule: messenger RNA, 1488 nt
Organism: Ochotona curzoniae (black-lipped pika)
Lineage: Eukaryota; Metazoa; Chordata; Mammalia; Lagomorpha; Ochotonidae
Product: cytochrome P450 2S1
Exons: 9
Coding region: 1-1488 (495 amino acids)
Biological process (GO): xenobiotic metabolic process
Cellular component (GO): intracellular membrane-bounded organelle; cytoplasm
Molecular function (GO): oxidoreductase activity, acting on paired donors, with incorporation or reduction of molecular oxygen, reduced flavin or flavoprotein as one donor, and incorporation of one atom of oxygen; iron ion binding; heme binding
Source: RefSeq, a predicted model, not a curated record